UUAGUAAUUUCCAGAAAAACUUAAGGUUUUGUAAUGGAUACCAAUAUUUCAUUUGAAAAUUCUGAUGUAAAAUAUUCAUGCAGGAUCUGUGAAAAGUCAUAUAAUAAUCAAAGCAAGCUUUAUAAACAUAUAAACAGCCAUAAGGUAGAUAAAACAUAUCAAUGCUAUAUAUGUCUAAAAAAAUAUAUGCAUUUACAUAGUCUUCAAACUCAUUUGAAAAUACACGUAAAUGGAAGAUGCUAUAUUUGUGAAAAAUGUAGUAAAACAUUUUCUAAUAAAUACAGCUUAAAUAGACAUAUAUUAAGACAUGAUAAUAAUAAAAAUUAUGAAUGUAUAAUAUGUCUAAAAAGAUUUUAUCAAAAAUCGCAUUUACAUGCCCAUAGUGUUGUACAUAAUGACGUAAAACUUUUUCUAUGUGAUAUAUGUGGCAAAGGUUUUACAAGAAAGGACACAUUGGUUGUUCAUAUAAAUUUACAUAAAAGAAAAAUACAGACAACAACAAUUGAUAAUAAAAAUAAUGAUUUCGCUGAUGAAAAUUUAAUAAUUAAAAAUGAAACAAAAAUAUAUACUGGCAUACUGGCUGAAAAUAAUUUAAAAGAAAAUUACCAACAAAAUACUGGCAGUUGUGAAAUAAAUGGUGAAGAGAAAGAAAAUUUACCAAUUAAUUUUGAUCCUAUGAGCCUAAAGUAUUUACCCGAUUUAUUAUGUGCAGAAAAUAAAAAUGUAGAUUUAAUAAAAGAUAUUACUAAAAAAUAUCAAUGUGUCCAAUGUAAUAAGAAAUAUAAAAACAAAAAAUCUCUCUCACUUCAUAUGAAUUUACACACACUUUAUAAAACACACAUAUGUGAGAUCUGUUCUAAAGUUUUUACAAUUAAAAGGAAAUAUGAGAUACAUAAAUUAAGUCAUUCUGGGAUUAAAUUAUAUUCUUGUGAUAUCUGUGAUAAAAAGUUUACAGCAAAACAUUCCCUUAACGUACAUCAGAAAAGUCAUGGAGGUUUUAAACCAUUUCAAUGUACCAUGUGUGGUAUAAGAUUCACCAAGAAGAGUUCUUUGGACAGACAUACUUACAUACAUACUGGUAUGAAGCCAUACACAUGCCUUGUAUGUGGCAAGAGUUUUAUCCAGAAAAUACAAUAUACCAACCAUGAGAAGACACACAGUGGAAACAGACCUUAUUUAUGUCAGGAAUGUGGAAAAAGUUUUAGUAGAAAAGACAGUUUAAAUGUUCAUAGAAAUAGUCACUCUAAAUGUCAAAUUCCACGUUAGUGACAUUAGUAUUAUACAUACUAGCAUCGCCCGCGACUCCGUCCGUGCGGAAUUUAAAAAAAAAAACUUUAAGCUUAAUUUAAUAGGCUACAUGAUCUUCAAGGCUAUGUUCUAAAUCCAUGCAAAAUUUCAUCAAGAUCCAUUAAGAGAUUAAUGACAUACUUAGUAACAAACAGUCAUCCAUCCAAACUUUCGCGUUUAUAAUAAUAGUAAUAUUUUUAUCCCUUUCAUUUCCUUUUACAAGAAAGAGACAACAAUAUAUAUCUAUAGAUUGUGUUUCAUACAAGUUUGAUGUUUAUUUCUAAUACCAUUUUCACAUAGUAAUGCAAAUAUUAAUGUAAAAAAAAUUAUACCCAAAUUAAGAAAAAUUAUUUGCACAAAAAUUAAAUGUAAAUAAUAAAAUUGGGGGAAAAAUUGAAGCCUAAAUGACUUUACUUUUGUGGUCAGGAUUUUAACAGUGGUAGAGCCUGCUUUAACAUCUUCGCACAAAUUGGCCCGGUUCGCCCGGUGAAAUACCAUAACCACAGAGAAGACAGGCAUGAAGUGGAAGCAAUUCCGCGUUUCGUCUGAUGAGUGUGCGUCCCGGAGGCCUAAUUUAGUCCUCUUUC
Messenger RNA from Papilio xuthus (Asian swallowtail), 1874 nucleotides. Its product is annotated as zinc finger protein 615-like. Gene Ontology annotation, biological process: regulation of DNA-templated transcription. Bases 34 to 1266 code for a protein of 410 amino acids. Gene Ontology annotation, molecular function: RNA polymerase II cis-regulatory region sequence-specific DNA binding; DNA-binding transcription factor activity, RNA polymerase II-specific. The record is from RefSeq and is a predicted model, not a curated record. The transcript has 2 exons. Lineage: Eukaryota; Metazoa; Arthropoda; Insecta; Lepidoptera; Papilionidae.